Molecule: messenger RNA, 1296 nt
Organism: Pogonomyrmex barbatus (red harvester ant)
Lineage: Eukaryota; Metazoa; Arthropoda; Insecta; Hymenoptera; Formicidae
Product: 18S rRNA aminocarboxypropyltransferase-like
Biological process (GO): maturation of SSU-rRNA
Molecular function (GO): rRNA small subunit aminocarboxypropyltransferase activity
Source: RefSeq, a predicted model, not a curated record
UCAGAAUCUGCAAUAACACAGAGAUAACACUCACACGGAGAUAACAGACAUCUGGCCUGUAAAUGACAAAGAUUUCAUCGGUCAAACUUGCAUGACUCAACUUAUUGUUUCAUUUAGCGCAACGCGAUCGCGCUAAUCAUGCUAUAUCAAUUUUACAUUUUUCUCAGCAGUUAUAAUGAAAAGUCAAGCGCGUAUAGGAGAAAAAAUGAUCUACUACCUGUCUCAAAAACAUGAAAAAAUACAUAUAAACAGAUACACGAGUGCUACACAGGUCACGGCAUAACGCAUUUAUCGGUCAGAUUGUAUAACUUCGGCUAAGUGUCAACAUAUUGUUUCUCUUUCAGAGAACGGCAUCUUUGAGCUAUAAGCUAAAGGUUAUGUUAUAUUAACACAUUAGAAAAAUAACUUAGAUAAAUAUUCGCGAUAUCCCAACAAGCCUGAGAGUUCCUAAACGGAAAAUGUCCGGACGUAGAAAAAAGAACAAGAACAAAUUACUUGAGAGGAGACCACGGCGUGUCUUGGGCAAGGAACAGAGGUACUACCAGGAGAAGAGCGAGGAAUCGGGCGAAAACGAUGAAGCAGAACUCAAGGAACAAUCGAUCCAGUUUCCCGUGGCUAUGUGGGAUAUGGAGCACUGUGAUCCCAGAAAAUGCUCCGGAAGAAAGCUCGCGAGACACGGUUUGAUAAAGAUCCUGCGACUGGGCACUCGCUUUCCAGGCUUAUGUCUCACUCCAGUUGGUGAUAAGUGUGUGAGCCCAACAGAUCGUGACAUUGUACAGGAAUAUGGCUGUGCCGUUGUCGAUUGUAGCUGGGCGCGUCUAGAUGACACUCCUUUCAAUAGAAUGAAAACGUCUCAUCCUCGCUUAUUGCCAUUCUUGGUUGCUGCUAAUCCAAUAAACUAUGGGAAACCUUGUCAACUGAGCUGUGUCGAGGCUAUAGCGGCUACACUGAUUAUAACUGGAUUUUCAGACGAGGCUAAUCUUUAUCUUGGAAAAUUCUCGUGGGGACACUCGUUCCUGGAGUUGAAUAACGAAUUGUUAGAAAAAUAUGCUGUUUGCACAAGUAGCGAAGAAGUGAUCGCAGCACAAGAGGAGUAUUUAAAAAAAGCCUGGCAGGAGAAAUUAGAUAGGCUUGCGCUUCCUGAUUUUCCGCAAAGUAGUACGGAAUCUGAAGAAGAGGAGGAAAAGAAAAAUGAAAAUACAAUAUCAGAAAUAACUGAAGAAUUAGGCGAUAUAAAAGUAUAAAGUAUAGUAUAUUAAUUUUAUUAAUAAUAAAAUCUUUUGAUUUUCAAUUUAU